Molecule: messenger RNA, 298 nt
Organism: Tauraco erythrolophus (red-crested turaco)
Lineage: Eukaryota; Metazoa; Chordata; Aves; Musophagiformes; Musophagidae
Source: RefSeq, a predicted model, not a curated record
CACUGUUGAUUUCAUCGGAAGCUGCUAUUUCACCGAGAUCUGCAAAUGCAAGCUGAAGAACAUCGCGUGCUUGAAGUGUGGUAACGUUGUUGGUUAUCAUGUGAUUUCUCCCUGCAAACCUUGCCUGCUGUCCUGCAAUAAUGGCCACUUCUGGAUGUUUCAUAGCCAAGCAGUCUUUGGCAUCAACAGACUAGACUCUUCUGGUGUGAAUGUAUUGCUCUGGGGCAACUUGCCAGAUUUAGAGGAAAGCACAGAUGAAGAUAUGUCCUGCAUCUCUGAGGAGGAGUAUAUCAGAUAA